Messenger RNA from Pocillopora meandrina, 11122 nucleotides. NCBI's taxonomy places the organism in Eukaryota, Metazoa, Cnidaria, Anthozoa, Scleractinia, Pocilloporidae. The record is from the annotation of a GenBank genome assembly.
GUUUUUGCUGAGUUGUGGUUAUUACAACUCCAGGUUUUGCGAUCAUGUCUUCCGGAGAGAAACUUCCCAAAGGCAAGAGCAAGAAAGCUGCUCCAAAGGCCAAUUCUACAAAAGGUAAGACAUUUUUUAUGUCUGUUAUGAAAUUCGAUAUCAGAUAAUGAACCUGGAGCCAAUUGGUAAGUAAAUUUUGUUUAAUAGUGCUGUUGAGAGACAUCUAAACUUCACCAGGAUGAAAUGUAAAUUUAUUGUUUUCAACCAUGUAUGACAUUCCAGUCAGUCUUACCGCCCUCCCGCUCAAAUUGCGUGAUCCACGUCCAUGAAAAACGUUAGCGAAAGAUUGAAAUAUCUUUUUCUAUUCGAUACCAUCUAUCUCUCUGUUUUUCUUUUCUUUUUUCUUAAUAACCAGGUAAAGAACCUCAGCUGAACGACCAUCGAUUCCGAGGAGAAGGAGUAAAAUUCAAGUGCAAGGUAAGUUCCUCAAUGUCUUCUCCUUCACGAUUUAAAGCAAAUAGUUAAAACUGUGAAUCGCCAACGCGUCAGUUCGAUGUUUGUUAGAAGCAUACUAUAAUUUCACUGUUAUAUUAUUUUACGUAUAGUAACGUUCAACAGAUCUGCGAUAGAACAAUGAUACAAAUUUGAAAACAGAGAAAAGGUGAUGUACAUUUCAAUAUGUACAAUUGUUUCAUAGCUGUUGUCUUUAUUUCUUGUAGCUUGUAGGCACAACAGAUGUAAACAAUGCGAGAGGUGAUGCAAUGUGUGCAGAGGCCAUCAAGAACUUAAAGGUUGGUAGUGUUUCAUUUUAAUUGUGAUGCAUACAACUUUACUUAAAGUAUCUUCAAUUUUUUAGUUUUUUUUUUACAAAAAAAAAAAAACCUCUAUGUUAGUGGGUAUAGUGGUAUGUUGCUCACACCAAUCAGAUUGCUGCAUAAGGGUAUGUAUCUUGCCCAAUCAGAUUGCUGUAUUAGGGUAUGUAUCUUGCGCCAAUCAUAUCACAGCUUUCUUGCAAAUGAUGUAAUGGAAUCAGGUGGCUGUGCACAAAGAAUGACAUACACCAUAAAUUUUGGGCUAAUUUGAUAAGUGUUGAUAAAUUUGUUUUUUUUUCCCUUUCUCUUAAGGUGAAGUAAUGCAAUAUUUUUUGUCCAUUUGAAAGUAACACAAAGUGUCCCAUCUCAACCUGCCCAGCCAAAAAAAUAGCCCUUGUAUGCUACACAUGCCCAUGUUUGUAAUCAGUCAUGGAAAUCUUGUUUUUGAUUGGUCUUAUACAGGCUCAGUUUUCAGUUAACUGUUUCUUAAUUUCAUUUAGUUACUUAGUGUUUAGCAUCUAUCUGAAGUGAACAUUAUUCACGUGUGUUUUUGCAUAUUCACAGUUUCUGUCAUUAAGAAAAGACAAAAUCUUUUCAUCACAAUCUUGUUUCUCACAAGUUGUUAGUUAAUAAUAAGAAUUGGUAACAGGGCCAAUAGUAAUAGGUGAAUCAAAUUCAGUCUGUAAUCAUACAAGUGACUAACAGAACUGGAUGACAGCAAAACUGGAUUCUGAUUUGUUAAUCUCAAAUAUGGUUACUGAGUGAAUUGGACAACAAGAAGUCCUAGUAUAAUUUACUUAUAAUUACAACAAUUUCUGAGAAAACAACUGUUUUUUUUUACAUGGGCUUCCCAUUCCAAUCUUUGAACACUUAACUAUUUACAAUCUUUGACAGAAGUGUAAUAGAAGGCUUUAGGUUUUGUCUAAUGUACCAAAUUCUUCCAUUUGGGGAAAUCCCCAGCUUUGAAUGAAAGUGGUGCCAUGGUGACUAUAAUCAAGUCUGUGAGUGGUGGAUUAAUUUGAGUUCAUUGAUUGACUGAUGUAGCUGUUGGAUUACAACUCUAGAGAAGAACUAAGAAAAAAUACAUUUGUUCAUCCACUGUGGCCAAACACUUCUGCUAUUUUUUAGUGAUUUGCCAUCUGAGUUGUAAUUUCAACUUACUAGAACAAUUGUUAGUGGGAAGUUAAAAAUAAACCACAGCCAAGUUGGGUGAAGCAGCUUGGCACCAAAACAGGCUUAACUGCCAUGGCAAUGCAUAGUUUAUAGUCAUGGUUAUCCCAAUAAUUUAUUUUUUUCACUCAGUUUGAGUUCUAACAAGCUACUUUGUUCUAUUUUAUCAGAGGUUUUUCCGAUUGGUGAUUAGUUAGGUUUGGUUUAAGAGACUCUGUUAAGAAGGUAUUAAGUUCUCCAAACUCAGAUGGUGAUCACGAUGCCAGUGCAUUCUUAUUAUCUGGAAAAUAGUUUCUUUUUUGGUUAGAUGUAACUAUAACUUUUAUGUUAUUUUAAUGCAAGUAGUCUAUUUCUCACAGUUUCCAUCUUUAGAAAAAUACUAUCAAAUGUUUGUCCUUUCUUUGUAACUUUUCACAAUUUUGUUUUAUAAACCUUUCUCACUCUUUUUUUGUUUUUUUUUUUGCCUGUUUGGACAAAUUUUAUAAGGUUUCUUUGGAGCGAAAAUUUAUAGUUCAUUAUUAUGUAUUUCCUAAAGUUUUUGUCUUGAUCAGGGUUUAUUUGAGAAAUUGGCUAAAGAAGGCCCAAUGGCCCCCCUUCUUAAAUUUUAAGGGACCCUUUUCCAAGAGAUGGUUCCAAGAAAAGGGUUACCAUAACAAGGGUUCGAAUAUACCAGUACCUGUAUUGUCUCUUAAGUGUGUAAACUAAAAAGAGAAAAUUGUAAUUGAGACAGUAAGAUACAGCUAUGAAGUUUAAAAAAAGUAUUGUAGCUAUCAUAUCAAUUUUUUGCACCCCAUUUAACACCCAGUCGUAAGUCUUGUGGGACAUAUUUUUUUUGUAUUGUGGAAAUCCUGCAAAGCUUUUUUCUAGUAUAGACUGUGGUGAUAAAAUUGCCACCAAAAUGUUGGUCCUCUCUUUGUGUAUUUCAAGUACAUUUAUUAUAAACCUUUCUCUUGGUAAUGGUUGGUUUUUUUGUUGCUUGUUUGCAUAAUAUUUGAUAACAUUAUUUUGUACUUAAAUUUUCUAACCCAGGCGCAAGCCUUAAAGCUGAAUAAAGAAAGCAGGGAGCACAAGCAGAAAAUAAUAUUCUAUACCUCUUUGAAAGGAAUCAGGAUAGUGGAUGAGAAGACUCAGGUAAGUCUAUGUCUAGCUACAGGGACAAAUACAGUGUCAUGAGUCUCGUCAGGCUGUCACCUAGUUAAAAUUGGCAGUCUCUAAAGUUAAUUUUUAACAAUAUUUGAGGACAAUUUUCAGAUGGUUAUGUUACCAUCUAAAACCUGGGAAUUUUAAGUAUUUAUGGUAAUGAUGGGGUAAAAAUUAUAUGGUGUCUGAAGCAUAAAUAUUCAUUAAGGUCAACUACAAGAUGAUAACAAGACAAUAACAUCAAGGGCAUGGGAUAAGUUUAUGGAUGUUCACUCUGUCUGAGUAACAAACAUGAUGUUAGUCUGUAGAAUUGAAAUCAUUUUGGUAUGUUUUUGCAGAAAGUGCAGCAUGAACAUCCAAUCAAUAAGAUAUCAUUUAUCACUCAUGACCCAGAAGACAAGAAAGUAUUUGGAUAUGUGUGUAGUCAGCCCUGUACUACUGGACAUAAACUUUAUGCUAUUAAGUCUGAAAAGCCUGUAAGUAUACUAUGUUAAUCUUGAAUUAACUUUAAAACAAUCAGAGAAUAAUUAAUAGGUGCUUGUGGAUAUGGAAUUUCUGCAGUGUUCAACUUCAUGACUCACAAGUGAGCACAGAGAAGAAGUUAGGUAUCAAGUAUAGCACUGUAUCUAGUAUAACACCGCAUUUUAUAUAUAAAGAUUCUUCUCGUAUAAGAAAUAAGGUUUGAAAUUGGGGAAUAUUCCCCAAUAUUCCAGAGUUUUAGCUGGGGCAUAUGUGAUUGUCUAAUGCAUUUAGACCAAUCGUGUGAGAGAAAAAGUAUCAUAACUGGUGAUAUUUGCCAAGUGAUAUCCCCCAAUUUUCAAAUAUUUUAUCCAAUGUGAUAAAAGUCUUUUUGUGAAAGAUGACAAGUGUGAUCAGGUAAUUCUGCAUAAACUGUACGUUCAUUAUUGCUCACAAGUAUUUACUGAAGUCUUACAUCUCCAAAAAUUCACUUCACCUCAUGGAAACUUUGUCAUGAUUUGCAAUCACUUUCCUUAUGUUUCAUAAUUCAUUCUUCUCAGGCAGGGACUGUCACUGGUACUUUGUAUGAAUUGUUUCAAGUUGUAUUUAGACUUCGACAAGAGGCUGGAUUAACAAAAAAGGUUCCAAACAAUGCUUCUCAGGUUUCAAAUGGUAAAAUUCUUUGUAUUUUUAUCUUUUACUUUCUAUAUUGAUUAGUGUAAUAAGUAGGGGUAAUUGUUUCUAUUUCAAAUCAAGAUUCAUUGUGAGUAAGACAGUUAAUAUUAUAUAUGUGUAGCUCAUAAAAUGAUAAUGGUAAUUUAGUUAUGAUAAUUACAAUUUUGAUUUUUAUUAUUGCUUCCUUCAGGUCCAAGCUCACAAGAAGGAAUUUAUGAGGUGCAUGGAAUAACUUUACUCACUAGUUUUGAAUUGUUUAUGGUGUCAUUUAAGAUUGAUAUUAAUUUGGUCAAAAGAUAGUCUUAUUCACUGAAGGGGUGAAUAAUGAUUUUACCAAAGUCUAUAUUCAAUGAAUGCAAAGAGUUGUUUUGGUAUAAUCCACACAGAUUUUAAAAAAAAGUUCAUUUCUGUCAAUAUACCAAGAGAUGGUCAGAAAUGAAAUUGUUGAUCAACAUGCAAUUUUGUCUCUUUGGCUGCUUGGAGGUGAUAAGUACUUGCUACUCACUUCACAGCCAACAUGGAAUUGUUUUCUUUAAUUAAGUCUUAUAUUGAUUAUUGUCAGUAUAGAACAAACUGGAUCUGGUAUUUACCAAAAAAUGACUUAAAAAAAGAAAAUGCCAGUCUUAUCAGCAAGAGCUGUUAUUUUUUUAUUUAGGUGCCUUAUCUCUCAAAAUUACUGAAAGGUUUCAAUUUUUUGAAAUAAAGAUAAAACUGACAAGCUACACCCAGAUUGAAAGUCAAUAAUGAAUGCAGCUUACAGUUGAUCAUGAAUAUGAGCCAGUGAACAAAUAUCCAGGUGAAAAAUAAAAACAAGAUUCACAUUAUAAAAUAUGAGCCAGUGAACAUAAGUCAUUCUUAGUCAGGGGAGGAUAAUUUUCAGAAAAGCUAUUGGUGCACAAUCUGAAUGCUUAGAAGACUCAAAAAAUUAUUAGUGAAACUGAAAACACAGGAAAGAUGUGUGGAAUGGGUGUUUCUAAGAAAAAAGCCAAUCAGAGGCAAGAAAUCUUAGCUGUACACAGUAACAUGAAUUAGUCUUGUUCCAUAAUAUUGUUUUUGCAACACUUCCUCAUUUGAAUUUGCAUUUGUUGACUUCCCAUGGGAUGGAUUUAAAUAUUAACCAGAGCUGCACAAUAUGGAAUCUGCAGAUUGUAUACAAGGUCUAGUCACUCACCAUGCUCCCUAACUUAGAAACUACCCAAAUAUUUCAGAACAGUUUUUUUUAUUUUUGUAGUAAAUAUGGCAUACAGGACAACUUGGUCCCUGAUCUACUUGGUCAAAAUCAUUGUUUUUUGCUUAGCUUAUUAGAAUGCAGGAUUUGAUAAGAUAACUGACUGAGUUGUUCAUGUAUCAUUAGGUUCCAAGGACUCCACCUGUUCAGCCAAAACUUUCAGAACCUCCUUCUGAAAGUGACAGAGAGGGAACUGAGGUUGGUUUGAUGAUAUUUAGCCUUUACACUCACAAUUCAUGAAUAGCUCAUCUAAUGGCUUAAGAGAUAAUCUGGUCAAGUUCCUCUUGACUAAUGUGACAUUCAGUACCUUGGAACUGUUUGAAUCUCUCUGACUAGAAUUUACUAUAAUUUGGUUCUUGAAUAGUUGAUUACUAAAUUUUUGCAUAGACUUUGAUAGUAUCUAGGACUGGCAUAUUGAUUGUAGAAGAGAAAAAAAGAUCUUAGUUUUAUGGAGAGGUUUUGCUGUUGGCAAUGUGUAUCUUUUGUGCAAAAUGUGUUAUGACAACACUUGCAGUACUUUUAUAGCAGUCUGUAAUUGUGUAAUUUGACUUUCACAUUAUUCUUUACAGGCAGCACCCUCAACAGGUUUUCCAAGUUCCUCUUCUCUUCUCAGUCCAGCAUUCAUGAAUAAGGUAUUUAUCACAAUGCUUUACAGGCACUGCAACUUUUACAAAGGCUUAAAGUCAAAAUAGCCAUAAGGAAUGGGGAGAAUGGAAAUAGCAAUUGUUUUGGUUUGCAGAGCAUUGAAAGGUUAGUAGUAGAACAUCCAUAUACUGGCUCUUUGACCACUGAUGUGAGAUUCAAUUGGAAUUUGGAUUCUUAGUCUUUUUUCAGGGAAAAAGGGUGAACUUUGAGAAAAACUGUCUGCUAAGUUACCCAAUAGCAAACUUGGCCCACUUGUGUUGCUAGGUGUAUAGUUUAGCCCUGUCUACAACAAUCAAAUGAGAGUGCAUGCACCACUGAACCAUCCUGCUUGCUUCCUUAAUGAUGUUUUCUAAUGAAAUAUUUUGCCUUUGCAGGAUCCUGAUCAAGUUUCACAGGUAUCCAUGGAGUCACCAUUUCCUGCCCAUGAUGGCACCAGUGCUGACUUGGCAUUCUUCAGCUCCUCUGUGUUUGAUCAUGCAGCAGGUGAAUCAGGAGCAGCAGACACAGUAUCUGCGGCAUCAGCUGACAUAUCAGUAGUGAGAAGUGGUUCAGUGUCCUCUGGAUCAUCAGAGACACAUUCUCAACACACUAAGAGUGGACACUCAAGGAGUGGUUCUCUGGUGAAUCAGAUGGGUCCUAAUGAAGGAUCUCAAGCUGAAUUUGCAACUAACUUUGAUGAUACAAAUGUGUGGACUCCCUCCUUUGGUAACAAUGAUGGACAGGAAGGAGACGAGGCACCAGAAAGUGGAAGCCUUGAAAACAAAGUAGCUCUUUUCCCCCCUCUUACUGAUACUAAGAGAGAGGACCAAAUAGAGAUGCCAUCAACUUUGGAGACAUCAAGUGGUUUAGAAAGCAGUUCAGACCCUUUUGCACCAUCAGAUGGGUCCACAAGAUUGAAUGAAAUAGCCCAGCCUACUGGUGAUAAUUUGUUCACUGAAUCAUUUGCAACAUUCGAAGCAUCAUUUGACAAGGCUGAGCUGAAAAAUAACAAAGAGAACCCCUCCUGUUAUGACCCUUUGCUGCCUCAAGUGGUCUUCAAGAUAAGGACACUGCCUUUGGAAGUGCUCAACAACAACACAACUCUGCCAGUGUCCAAGAUCAAAGUCAAGAAGACAAUGGUGAUGAGGAAACAGUUGACUCUGAGAGGUCAGAUAAAACUGUUGAAAAGGCAGCUGUAAGUUUCUCUUGGGACAAUGCAUUUGAAGAUACAAACACAACUUCCCAACCAGAAACAACUCAGAGCACUACUACAACACAAGGACAGUUCUCUUGGAUGGAAAGUUUUACUUCUGAGGAUGUUGAAACUUUGCCAAAAGCUGACCCUGUAACUUCAACUGGAGUUUUUUGGGAUGAUACCUUUGGUGAAGCUGUGGCAGCUGAAAAAGAAUCUUCCAACCAAGCAGAGGAACCUUUCUCGUGGGAUAAUGCCUUUGGUGGAAUGGCUGCAGAUAGAAGCAAUGAGCAGUUUGACCAAUCACCAUUUGGUGAUCCUUUUAGUGUUUCAUCAACUGUGGAGUCUAGUACUGGUCCAAUUGAUGUGUCACAGCAAAGUGAUCAGCCAGCAUCACAGCAUGCUAUCUCUAAUGAUUUUGAAUUAGGUGGCUCAGUGUCUAAUGUACAGUCAGAGUUACAAGCUGAUGUUCCUCCUGAUGAAGCACUUCCUGCGCCUGCAUCAAAAUCUGAAAGUGACACACUUGUCUCGGAUACUCUGGGAUCUGGUGAUCAACCUGGAGAUCUAUUUGAAGAGCUGAAGAUUUCUUUUCAAGGUCCAGACAACCAGAAGAAGGCAGAUAUUGAGGAAAGUGAUGAAAGCUCAGAGCCUGAAAUCGGUAAACUUAGUGAAAAUGUUUUAUUUGGUGCAGAAAAUGCUUCAAAUGAAUUGGGGGCUAGUGAAAACAAGGACACAACUAAGGUAAUGAAUCAGAUGGACAGUGCUUUAAACUUAGCAAAUGAAGAAUCUCCACCCUCAGACACCAAAGAGGAAGAGGUCAAGAAAGAAAAAGAUGGAAAUUCAGAGCCCCAUAUCCAGGAAUCAAGUUUUUCAAUCUCCCAACGUUCCAUCUCUCCAACUGUCCCUCCUCCUCUUCCACCACGCCCUGCAUUAUCAGCCCCUCCUCUCCCAGCCAGACCAGCAAGCUUCAACUCAACUUUGUCACCCAGAAUUUCCCCUUUCAGUCCCCAGACAUCCACAGGGCCACCAGCAUCAAACUCUCCACAUCAAGGGAAGAGGAGCAGUGCAAAGAAAACCCCUCCUGCGCUGCCACCUAGAGUAGAUUUGAAUGAGAAAUCACAGAACAAGUCUUCAAAUGUAACAGAGGCAUUUCCAGAUCCAUUUGGUGGAGAUGUAUUUGGUCAGAAGUUUAAUGAUAACAAAGUGAUAACUCAAGAUGGAACCUCUGAUUGGGCCACAUCAUGGCCUAAUUCAGUGGAAGUUUCUUCUGCAGAGAAAGGCAAAGACCUUUCUGAUCCUUUCAGUGAAGACUUUUUUACAAACUUUGACUUUCCUCAAAAGUCUCGUGAGGAAAGUAUUAAAGUUGAUCCUUUUGGUUCAACAAAAGUACCCUCUGAAAUUUUUCCAUCAGAAUUGGAAAAUCAAGAUAUGUUUGCACAGUUUACCCCUGGUAAAGGGGAAGGUGUAUUUGACAGUGGAGAUCCUUUUGAAAAUGACUCUUUUGCAGCAUUUCCUGCAGAUGAUCCUUUCAGCGAUAUAAGUGACCCUUUUGCAGACAAAGGAGUUUUAGGUGAGGAUCCAUUUACUGAUAGUCCACGAAAGCCACAGUCUGGGAAUGCUUUCACUCUCAAUGAGGUUUGUAUUUGUAUUUUUAUUUGUAUUUUUUUUUCUCAAGGAUUGGUGGAUUUCAUAGUCUUUUAAUAACUCAAUGGUCUGACUUGAUGAAUCUUACAUUUUCACUCCACCAUGGUGUGAGAUUUGCAUUCUAUUGGUUUUUUUACUGAAUUAAUUUUUUUUUUCUUCAUGUGUGAGCUGGCGGUAUUCUUCAAAUCUUGUCAUCUGAUUGGUUCCAAAAUGUUUUCAUUCAUAGAGAGUCUUGCCAAAAUUACAGCCCUAGAAAAAAUUAAAAUCUUAUUCACCAGCCUAGGUCAGUCCACAUUGGGAAAGACUGUGCCCUGUCUUGAGUGCUGCCUUCGGCCUAUGGCCUCAGAUGGUAUUUAAGACCCCAGACACAGUUUUUCCCAACAUGAACCUCCCAGCUGGUGAAUAAGAUAUAUUUAUUACUGGCAUUAUUGUGGUUAUUUUUAUUAUCAGUUAAUCAAAUUCAUCGUUAAGGUAUUCAUUAUCAUAAAGGGAGGUGUGGCAUUAUGUAAGUAGAUGAUAACCAUUUGAAAAAGCACAGCAUUUUGGAAAUGUCACCACAUUGUUUUCUUGGUCAAAUAAUCAGAAUUGACCUUUAGAAAUACCUUGAUGUGGGUUAGAAGAAAAUCAUGCAGUGUUAUGCAAAUAGUUUGUUUAGAUUGGAGCCAAUUGGAAUGUCCUAGCUUGUAAACUUUCACGAUUUUAGAAGUCAAACUUUGUUACAUUCUCUCAUUUUUUUAAAUUUUUCUCAAAUUUUCAUUUGAGAUUUGUCAAGACAAUGUUAUUUAAUAUUUACACAUUUAUGCAGAGGAAUAGUUCUCAUGUUUGUCUUUAAAAAUAAAUAUGUAUAUUCUUGAUGAUCUGGGAGGCAUGGUAAUAAUUUUCUCUUUCCUCAUGUGUGUAUAGAGCUUGGCGGCAUCUGAUGAAGAUUCUUUUGCCUGAGAAACAUUGCAGGUAUGUAUUUGUAACAUUUUAACACAAUGAACUGAUCUGAAUAUCAAUAGUGGGAGGUCCUGUGAUUUUAGCAGCCUCCACCAUUUAGUGUUCAUUCAUAGAAGAAGGAUUUAAAGUUUCACGUAAUGAGGGUAACAAAGGGAGGUCCAGUCAAUUUCUGGCUUUUUUAAAAAACAUCAAAUUUUAAAGGUGUCAAAACUUUAUGAUGUUACAUUAUCAUGAUAAUACCCUUCUGUUGAUAUACUUCUCUAUUCUCAUCACUUGUGACUGGGAAAAUGUAGCAGAAUAUGCAGACAAAAGUUACUUGUCUAUCAAUGUUAGGAGUUGUUAAUGAAUGUGCUAUUGUUCUUGUUUUUUGUUUUUGAUGAGAAGAUAGCUAUUUGACCCUAGCAUAUUUCAUCCUUUCAGUGACAAGAUGCUAAGUGCCAUUGCAUUGAAGGUCUUGCAUAUUUUUACUGACAGAUGUGAUGUUUACUUAUGGAUUGGAUUAAUUAUUUAAUAUGCAGUAUCAAAUGCAUGUAACAUUUUACCUUAAAAUCAGGGUAUUAAGAUUAUUAAGUUAAAGACAAUAUAGUUUUAACAUUCAAAGAUGGAUAAUCUGGGUGUGUAACCUUGGUACUGAAAAUGUGUUUCUGUAAUCUAAAUAUCAGUGGCAUGUGACUCUUCACACCAUUUUAGUUUCUUUGGGUUAUGACAUGCACAUGCCAUAUCAAUUUAAUAAGACAGAAACAACAGUUUGAUUAAUUCAUGAAUGCAUCAAGAUCAUGUAUACAAACUUACUGCAGAUGGAAAGCAAUGAUAUUGUCAUCAGCCAACAACUUUUAAGGGUAAUCACAAGUUUAUUGUGUAAAGAAGGCACAAACCAAGCAUACUUACUGAAUUAACAAUUUGCAUGCUGUUUUGAUAAUGACUAUUUUGAGAUAAACUUACAGUUUACAAGUAAUUUUCCUGUUAUGACUCAGUUGAGGUCCUGUCUGAGGGUAGUUGAAAACCAAGGCUGAAAAUUAGAAAUUAUUAAAACAGGAGUACUUUGUUACUAAAUAUUAAAAAAGAAUCCAGCACUAUAUAGAACAAAUUUAUCACAAUAUGGCAGCAAAUUAUUCUACAGUUUUGUAUGUCUGCCUCUGCUCACUGCAAAGUGUAAAUAGAAUUCUGACAUAUCAGUAACUCUAAUGUGUUAUAUUUCCUAAUCUUAAGAAUGAUAAUAUGCUGAAUAUUUUGAUCAGUGGCAAAAAA